Branchiostoma floridae (Florida lancelet) is the source of this 802-nucleotide messenger RNA. Its product is annotated as tryparedoxin-like. The transcript has 2 exons. The record is from RefSeq and is a predicted model, not a curated record. Bases 147 to 599 code for a protein of 150 amino acids. NCBI's taxonomy places the organism in Eukaryota, Metazoa, Chordata, Leptocardii, Amphioxiformes, Branchiostomatidae.
UGCCCGAGGGCCAUAAUCUACACAACAAGGCGUAACACAACACACCACACAAAUAAGCCACCUGCUUAUAUCCCCGUAUAAAAGUGAAAGUGUAGAUUCACUUGCAAACUGUCAUAAGUAAACGUGAUGUUCUGAGGAAUCUUAAGAUGGCACUGGUGGAGCUUUUAGGAGAGAAACUGCAGAAGAAAGCAGGAGAGGAGGAGACGGUGGACACGAGUACUCUGGCGGGAGAGGGGCGGUACGUGGGGCUGUACUUCUCCGCCUUGUGGUGUCCGCCAUGUCACGGCUUCACCCCGAAUCUCGUCCGCUUCUACCAGAACUUCAAGCAGACGGCCGACAAGGCGAAGGCGUUUGAGGUGGUGCUGGUUUCAGACGACACGGAUGACGACGCGUUCGUGCAACACUUCGGCCGGAUGCCGUGGCUGGCCCUGCCGUACUCAGAACGAGAAAAGAAGAAGGACCUGUGCAAGAAGUACGAGGUUUUCGGCUACCCGAUGUUGGUUCUGCUGGACGCCUCGAACGGUGAGCUCAUCACCUGGAAAGCCCGAGACCGUAUCAGGGAGGAUCCCGAGGGCAAGGACUUUCCAUGGAAGAAAUAGACGACUGGAAGAUUCGAAGCUCCUCGUUCUAACCAUAUCUUACGGAAUCCGUGUACACAUGCAAAUCUAUAUGUCUGACUUUUAGGUUCAACCAAAGAAACCAGCUUUUGCAUAACAUGCAAAUGUCCUGAAUAAAGAGACUCUUUUUACACAACCACUGUUUUAUUCAAACCGACGUUUCGGUGACUGUCUGUCACCUUCUU